UUUCUGGUAAUGUCGUCUACAAAGAUGUCCUCCGGAGGUUCAAGAGAAGCGACUUAUAAUGGCUUCCAAAAGGGUCUUUCGAUAAUUUUGGAUGCGAAGGAAGAGGAUGGGUUGAAAAGAACUCGUCUGGAGCAAUUGUUAUCGGAAGAUUUUCCAGACGUUAUGCAAACGUUAGAAGAACGAAUCAAGAGACUACAGCAAAGAGAUUAUUACAUCCUUGUCGCUGGAGAAACAAGUUCGGGGAAAAGCUGUCUGAUAAACUUGUUGCUUGGCGUGGAGCUGCUUCCUUACUCCUGUCUCAGUACAACAUCUACCAUAUGCGAAAUAAAAUACGGAAUCGACCCCAAACUUGUGGCACACCGCAAAGCUACCAGCGACAAUUCAGAAUCCUAUCCACCUUUGCCGCCGAAAACGGUGCGUUUGAAGGAGCCUCGCGUUUGUGAGAAGAGCUACAAAGCACAAAUUGCUCCUUACGUACACAAGAAGAAAGACAGGGGGGAAGGAUCCUCGUAUGAAAAAGUGGAAAUUUUCUGGCCCAAUGAAUUGUUACAGGUCGGCGUUGUCAUAAUCGACAGCCCAGGUGUUGGCGAAUCCGAAAUAAUGGAUCAAACUUUGAUGAGUUACCUGCCAAAUGCUUUUGCAUUCAUGUAUGUCAUAAAUAGUACAAAUGCUGGUGGAAUACAAAAAGACAGGUUGGUAAGAAUAUUGGAUAAAGUUCGAAGUCUUGAAUCUGCUGAUGAAAUGAAUUCAAAUCAUUUGGCCGAGUGCGCUCUUUUCGUUGCCAACAAGUGGGAUCAGGUGGACGAAGAUGAACAGCAUGAGGUGAAGCAACGUAUUGUGCAGGAACUGAAGCAGUAUUGGCCAGACGGUAAUCCUCUUGAACAAACAGUUUACGUCUCCACUAAGGAGGCACUAGACAAACGAAGGCAAGGUAAAAAGAGCGAAGAAUACGAUGCUUUGAUUGAAGGGAUCAAGUCGAUGGUUUUGAAAGCAAUCAACAGCAGACUAAUCAACCAUUGGGCGUGGAUGAAUCUGGUUUUGAAUCGAAUAAUAUUCAGGAUUGAGGGAUUUAAUCAAUCGAUGUUAGAAAAUCGCGAUGCACUUAUCCAGCGAAUGAGUGGAAUUCACGGACAGAUUACGACGCUGCAAAACGCACGUCAGGAAGAUAUUGCUGAGCUGGAGAAGAAGUUUGCAGCUGAAACAGAAAUCGCCGAAGAAUUUCGUCUUCAAAUGAUAAACGGAAAGCGAAUAAGAGAUGAAAUCAAUGAGCUUCAACAAAAAAGUAAAGCCCAAGACAGCGAGAUUCAGCAACUUCAAAACGAAAAUGACGGCAUAAACACCGAAAUGCAACAUAUUACACAAGACAACUUGAACAAAACCAGCAUGAUACUUCACCUGUUUCAAGAAAACAACCACCGAAAAAAAGAAAUUGAGCAACUUCGAAGACAAAACAAUAAGAAUGAAGACAUGAGUGGGAAACUUUGUCAAGAAAACAACAACGAAACCAACGACGUUGAGCAACUUCUCCAAGAAAAUAGCGACAAGAAUAAGGAAAUCAAACGACUUCUUCAAGUAAAUAGUGACAUGAAUAAUGAAAUCGCGUUACUUCGUCAAGAGAACAACACAAAGAAUAAAAUUGAACAAGUUCGUCUAGAAAAUAACGACAAGAGUGAAAAAAUUGAAAACAUUGAUCAAAUUAACAAAACGAUGGGUAAAAUAAUUGAUCAACUACGGGAAGAAACCAUAAGCAAAGGUAUCGAAAUUGGCCAACUUGAGGUGGAAAACAGCACCAAAAAUAACGAAAUUAUAAAACUCCGUCAGCAAAACAACCACAAUAAUGAGACAAUUGCUCAUCUACGUGAACAAAUUAAAGAAAUGGUUGACCUAACUACGGGACUUCGCCAACAAAACCUCAACCAAAAUAACAAAAUCCAGCAACUUGAUCGUGAAAACAAAGACAAAAACAUAGAAAUAGAGAAACUUCGUCAAUCUAUCAACGCAUUGAAUGACGCAAUUGUAAAUCUUAAUCAUGAAAACAAUAAAAAGAACGAGGAAAUCAAACGACUUCGUGAAACAAACGGCAUCAAAAACGAUAACGAGUCAACGGAACUUCGUCAGGAAAACAACGAUGAGAAUAAAGGAGUUGAGGAACUUCGUCAAGAAAACAGAAAUAUGAAUGACAAAAUUGAUGAAAUUUCCAUUCCGCUACUUCAGGAAAAAAGAAAUGAGACGAGCCAUGAAAUUCAGCAACUUCGGGACAGUAUCGACCAGAUGAACAAUGAAAUUCAGCAACAUAAGAAAGAAAAGAAUGAGAUGAGUAAUGAGAUACAGCGUCUUCAGGGAGAAAGAAAUGGGCAACUUCGAAGACAUAUCGACAAUAUGACAUUAGAUGCUGCGUCUAAGGUUGAAGAAAGUGCCGUAGUGGUUUCAACUAAUGUGCUCGGACGAGGGGCUUAUGGCACUGUAUACAAGGGAGACUUUCAUGGAUCUAAAGUAGCGGUUAAAGAAUACUACGAAGUUCUUAUAUCUAAUUAUAACUUGCAACUUCUCCAACGUGAAGUAUAUAUCGCAUCGCAGUGUCGUCAUCCGAAUUUACUUCAGUUCAUAUGCGCAACAAGAAAUGAACAAAAUCAUUUGUUAAUCGUGACAGAACUGAUGGAUAUGACUUUGCGUUGUUUUCUCGAGGAACGAGCGAACGUGAAUUUGCGAUUGAGUUAUCAGCAAAUUAAAUCGAUUUCUUUGGACGUUGCGUGUGGUCUUAACUACCUUCAUUCAAAACAAAACACAAUAGUCCAUCGCGAUGUUAGCAGUUCCAACGUAUUGUUAUUGAUGGACACUUCUAAUCAAGUUAUAAGAGCGAAGAUAUCAGAUUAUGGCUCAGCUAAUUACAUGGAUAUAUGCAACACACCAAAUAUAGGAACAGUUCUUUACGCUGCACCUGAAGCCGGGCAAGCUAGACAGGACCCUAAGAUCGAUGUCUUCAGUUAUGGAAUUCUGGUCUGUGAGAUAGCAAUCUGUGAACUGCCUGAUCCCAGCUAUAGAGAAAUGCAAAGAGAAAGAAUUUCAAGCAAAAGUAUUAAAAAGCUGGUAAAAUCCUGUACGGAACCAAAGCCACAAGACAGACCUACAAUGCAGAGUAUAAUUGGGAAAUGGCAAAGCAAUUCUUGGGAAAUGGCGAAGGAAUUUUUCCCAAUGCUCUAAGAAGAAAUGAUGUGUCUAGAUCGACAAAGUAAUUGCGAUGCAAUUAUUUUAGCUCAUUAAAAGCGUGUUGCAUUCGAUCUCGCCUUUCGAAAAGCGAACACUUUCAGUCCGCAAAAUCCAAUAUUCACGUAUUUUGUUCUAUUUUUUAUUUUCCAUUUUCUAUAUCUGAACAUCGAUAAUGUUAAAAAAAAGAAACGUAAUUCAUAAGUUUUAAAACAUUUCCAGUUUCAAGAUGUAAUAAAAUCUUCCAGCGUGAACUGCCGAUAGCAGAACGUGCACAGAUUAUAAAUUUUAUUGUAAAACUUUUAAGUUUAAAAUUGCAAAUAUAUAGAUCGCAAGUGCUACUAAUCCUUUCUUGCAGGAACAACAUGAUGUUG
Dendronephthya gigantea is the source of this 3578-nucleotide messenger RNA. RefSeq names its product putative leucine-rich repeat-containing protein DDB_G0290503. Gene Ontology annotation, biological process: protein phosphorylation. The record is from RefSeq and is a predicted model, not a curated record. Gene Ontology annotation, molecular function: ATP binding; protein kinase activity. The transcript is spliced from 7 exons. NCBI's taxonomy places the organism in Eukaryota, Metazoa, Cnidaria, Anthozoa, Malacalcyonacea, Nephtheidae. The coding region runs from base 10 to 3201 and encodes 1063 amino acids.